UAAGCUCGAGAAAGUGCAAAUAUUUUGCGAUAGAAUUCGCUUGGUGGAGCAACGUCUUCUCUUAUCUACCACACCAACACACUGAAGUUGAGAAACAAAACCCCCAAUCUAUACCAACAACCGAAACCGUCACCGGAGCAGCAACGAGAACCACCAUGGCGGCGGCUGCAGUACCGUCUACCACCACCGUCCACAUUCGUCGAAGUAACUUCCUCUCUCCCACCUCAAAACCCACCGCCAUAUCCUUCAAUCCCAUCACUUCCCGCUCAAAGCCGCUCAAGUUCAUCAUCAGAAACUCCAACGAAUCAUCGGCGGAGACUGCCACAACGGAGACGGCGACUGAGAUGGAGGAAGAAAGCUCACUCCAAGCCUCCGACGAAUCGCCGUCUCUGAUUUCGGCUCUCAACGUCGAACGAGCCCUCCGUGGAAUUCCAAUUACAGAUGUGAAUCACUACGGAAGACUCGGACUCCGAAGAGGAUGUCCAUAUGAUCAGGUUCCGAUUGCAUACAACAUCAAGGUUCAAGAACUAAAGAGCCAGGGAUUAGAGGAAGAAGAACUCAACCAAAAACUCGAACUCCUAAAAGAAUCGUACAUGAUAUUAUCAUCUGUUGAAGAGAGAAGAAUGUACGAUUGGAGCUUGGCGAGAAUCGGAGAACCAGACAAAUAUUCAUGGCCUUUCGAGGCCGAUAUAACUCAGAUUCAAACUCAAUUGCCGCCGCCGAAGGAACCAGAAGACGAAGGACCGACGAGAUUGGUGGGCUACUUCUUCUUGGGGUGGUUCGUUCUAUCCAUCGUGUUAUCUAUUGCUCUGAAUCUCUAGAAACCGCCCUUAAUGGUGUCUGUAGACUAAGAAGAACGGUCUGUCUUGAAGAAGAACACGAGAACGAAAAGCCCAGCCCGCCGGUUAUUUUAUGAAACUCGGAAUUUGGGCCCUUUAAAUCGGGCCUCUAUUGAUAUUGGGCCUUGUUAAUGGUAAGUUUCAUUUGUCUUGAGCCCAAGUUUCUAGCCCAUAAUAAGUAUCCAUAGUUACCCUCUGAAAAAUGAUUUUAUAUUUGAUGAAUCCCUUUGUGAAUAUAACAUUUUCUUUUUCCAUCUUCA
Cucumis melo (muskmelon) is the source of this 1099-nucleotide messenger RNA. Its product is annotated as NAD(P)H-quinone oxidoreductase subunit U, chloroplastic. The record is from RefSeq and is a predicted model, not a curated record. The transcript is spliced from 5 exons. NCBI's taxonomy places the organism in Eukaryota, Viridiplantae, Streptophyta, Magnoliopsida, Cucurbitales, Cucurbitaceae. Bases 156 to 821 code for a protein of 221 amino acids. Gene Ontology annotation, cellular component: NAD(P)H dehydrogenase complex (plastoquinone); chloroplast thylakoid membrane; chloroplast.